Molecule: messenger RNA, 482 nt
Organism: Penaeus vannamei (Pacific white shrimp)
Lineage: Eukaryota; Metazoa; Arthropoda; Malacostraca; Decapoda; Penaeidae
Source: RefSeq, a predicted model, not a curated record
CCCAGCUACAGCAUGGCCUGCACCUUCGCCUACAGGAUCUACGACAAAGUCCAGCUGAGUUACGAGGAGGCGGAGAAGCAGUGCCAGAGGGACCGAGCCAGACUGAUCGCCAUUAAGACGUCCGAGCAGCAGCGCAUCAUGACGGGGAAGACCUCUCGCAGUGAGGCCUACUGGAUAGGCCUAGACGACAGGGCGAGCGAGGGGGACUUCGUCUUGUCGGACGGCACCAAGCCCAAGUACCUGAAUUGGGACAGCGGACAACCCAACAACUAUAUCAAAAAUGAGAAGGACCAAGACUGCGCCAUGUUGUUUCAGGGGACUUGGAAUGACAACCAGUGCGACCAGACGCUGAGGUUUAUAUGUGAGAUCCCUUUCCUGGAAGUCUAAAGAAAGGGAUAAAGGGCUUCUAUCUCUGCGCUUUCUUUCUCUUUCCCACUCUCUCUCUCUCCUCUCUUUUUUCUUUCUCUCUCUCACUCGCUUCU